Molecule: messenger RNA, 706 nt
Organism: Chara braunii
Lineage: Eukaryota; Viridiplantae; Streptophyta; Charophyceae; Charales; Characeae
Source: the annotation of a GenBank genome assembly
GCCAACGCCCGCCACCGCGCGUGACCCCGCCGACCCCGCCGUCGCCCGCCAACGCCCGCCAUCGACAAGGUUUAUUGGCAGUAGGUAAAUGAUGAGAAGCCCAGACUCUCAUCCAUCACAGGGGAAAGAGGACGAUAUCUCCUAUGAUCGACAGAAUGAGGAGGUCAGCGGUUCAAGUCCAUGGGUGCGCACAUGGAAUAGAGGUGGUGAUUGGACAAUGGCAGGCAUGAGAGAGCGUUUUCAAAGAGCAAGCACACAUUUUGAAAAAUACCCUUAUGUGUGGUAUGCCUACGGCCUUGUCUUUGGCGCAGCAUGUAACACCCCCUCUCCUUAUGAAGUCAAGCCGGGUUGAGGGCGAAGCUGCCGAUCUGAAGGUGGAACAUGGACGCGGGUGCGACGUGGAGCCGAAGAUACCGGCUUGCCUUGCAUCUUGCGUUCGUAGCGUGCGAGAACAUCUGGAGCUGUUGCUUGGAGUUCCGCAUGGGUCAACCAACGGUAAGCUUUGUGAGUGCAGUACGCGAAGUGUACCAAGUAGGCGAGCCGAUCUUGGCUUGAGAGAUGAGCCCAAUCAUUUGAUGAGCGCCAACCAAAAAUCGAACAUGAACCGAGUGUCGUGGUCGCAGACGAUUUCCUUGGGGUCACCCUUGGUUCGAAUCCAACCGGCGUAAAGAACCUCGACCAAUUCCGGUGCCUUGGCAUGAUAGCG